ACACUUUAUUCUACUUUUGGGAUGUGUAAAUGCAGAGAAUUCUUAUGCGUAAACCCAUAAAUACAUUGAAUACACCAAAUAUUUAAAAUCAAAUAGAUAAUUUGUAUCGUUGGAUUUAAUAAUGCACGUGCAUGAUGCAAAUAGAGUUGCGUUUGUAUGUGUUGUUGAAUAAAAAAAAGGAAGCAACUAAUCGAACUCGCACCGUCUGCUACAUUAUAUCGACCCGGUAUAUUUCACAAUCAUUUCUCCAUACAAAACAAAACAUGACACGAAAUGUUUCGAUACAUCUUAUCCUGAGUACUAAGGGAAUCCUUUUUGGUAUAAUUGCAUUUUUUGUAUUAUGCGUUGGCUAUGGAAAUCACGAAGUUGGAUUUUGGUCGAUUUUAUCAGGCAUACUUGCCAGUAUUUGUUUCCAUUUGAAUUGGCUAAAGGACAGAGAAAGUUUGGACAGAUGGCAUACGAGAGUUACAUUACGCCACUUAAAUGUUGUAGGAUUUAUUAGUGCAGUAUCUGGUAUAACUGCAUGGAUUUGGUAUCUCUUUCUUACAUUUUAUCAGUCAAUCCCUUUAUUACCAAUUUCUGAAAGUACUGCUAUUACUGCAGUAUGGGCUUUCAUUUGUGGAACAUGGGGUAUGUUCUUAAUGUUUUACUCCAAUAAAUUUGAAUUACUUCUUCAAGAAGGAACAGAUCCUAUUCUCAAUGAAAGUACUGCUUAAAGAAUUUUAUACUUUGUUUAAAUAUUCAUAUUUUUCUAAUACAAAAUGUUUUAUUCCAAUAAAUAUAAAUUACUUCUUCAAGAAGGAACAAAUCUUAUUCUCAGUGAAAGUGCUGCUUAAAGAAUUGUAUACUUUGUUUAAAUAUUCAUAUUUUUCUAAUCAAGAAUAUAUAUAUAUAUAUACAUAUACAGAAAAAUAUUUUAUUCGUAAAUAAAUCUUUAAAUGA
Molecule: messenger RNA, 942 nt
Organism: Polistes canadensis
Lineage: Eukaryota; Metazoa; Arthropoda; Insecta; Hymenoptera; Vespidae
Exons: 3
Coding region: 132-716 (194 amino acids)
Biological process (GO): heme transport
Cellular component (GO): plasma membrane; lysosomal membrane
Molecular function (GO): heme binding; heme transmembrane transporter activity
Source: RefSeq, a predicted model, not a curated record